GAAUUGUUUAAAGAUCUAUGAAGCCAUAGACCUCUGAUAUUAAAUCCUGAUGUAGUUGAAUAGCAUAAAGUUUAGCAUAUAAAACAUCCAAGCUUUUUGCAUUUUUAAAACCCUUGGUAUACCCUCAUCUUUGAUUUCUAUACAACAGACAGAAAAUACUAAUUCAGCACUUUCUGGAGCUUGCCCAUCCGUUUUUGCAAAGGCUUUUACAAUAAUUUUAUAUUCAUGCAGCAUUAUUUGAUUUAUUUUCACCAGACUGCCUCAAUAAUUUUUUUAAGCUGUCUUUUUUAAAUGAAAUAUAUAAACAAGCAAUGUUGCUUUAAGUUGCCUGGCAUCUCUGAUCUCAUGGUUCAUUCUCCCUCGUGGAGAGUUAGGGAAUACAUAUCAUCAGUUACAAGGCAAUGUUCUGCCUGUUUUAGUUAACAAUUGAAAAGCAGUUACCCUCAACAUAAAUUCUGGUACACCAAGGGUUUGAUAUCUCUUGUUAGUCAGAAAAUAUCUGUAAAGGUGCUAAAUGGGCACUGGGUAUUAGAUCUUAUUCCACAUUUUCUUAUUCAACCUUGCUAUAUAUUCUAGAAUUUCUCUAAAAUAAUAAACUCUUCUCUCUUAUUUGUGUGUGUGAUUUUUAUAGUGGAGAAGGCAAAUGCAAAAGCCCUUCCAGAUGACUGAAACAGUGGGGUCCUCUGCAGCUACAGGGGAUUCUAGACAUUAACUAAAGGCCAGCAAGCACUCAAGUCCCCAAGUGUUUUCCUGGUGUAAAUCACUCACUUGUUAACAACAUUUUUUCUCUUCUUUUUCUUACAUUUUUAGGGUGUUACAGUAAUUUGAAAAACAAUGAGCAGGUUGGAAAUAUAACUAAAACUCUGCCAAGAAGACUGCUCUUCUAAUGAGUUCUGUUGAACCACUAUAGAUUGCAGCACAGCUCUUUCAAAGGCACUGUUAACUGAUAAACUAGCACUCAUUUUAUACCACGAGAUUACAGUAAACGGUUAAGCUGCACUUCUGCAUACAGAGAUUACUACAUCUCAUUAAAAUCAACGGAUUUACACAGACUAAUUGUGCUGGAAUGUAAUCUUAUGUUUUAUAUGUAGUAUCUCGUUUUACUCAUUAACAAGGCAGAAGAAUAUGCCACAGGCAGGUCUGAUUAAUUAAUGUUAGGAUAUUCCAAACUGAAACUAUAAUUAAGAUCCACAAAGUUUAACCCUCAUUGGUUUAACUUGGCUGAAUAGAAUACUUUAAAGUAUUGCUUCUUACAUAUAAUUCUGAAAGGUCAGAUACAUCUGUGUCUGAGUCUUCCAUAUUUGCUGUCUGUAUUAGGGCCAAGCUAGAUGCGACAGCUGUGUUUUUAAAUAUGGAUUUCGUAGAAAGAGGAAGGGUGGGAUGCUUCUUUUUAGAGCAAAAGGGGGCACGUGGGUGAAGUGUAUAGCCGCCUUCCUUUGCCUGCAAUUUAACCUCCUUGCAGUCUGUCUUCCUUUGUUUUUUUCUUUAUCUGAGUUCCAGUGCUGCAACUGUGCCAGCACCCGCAGAAAGCUACUAUGGUGAAAUAAGCAGCAGGCUGGGGUAGGUUUCAGGGCCCGUGCCUCUUUGUAUUCCUUUUAUUACUAAACAUGGAUAUAGACCUUUUUAUGUGAUUGGGGAAGGAACACACGCUGUCGUGUUCACCUUGGCUCUAAUUAACUGAACCAAUAGUCGCCAAAAUAUAUGCAAGUUAGUGUUUAAGAACAGUAUCUCUCUUAAGAGCUUGAAUGGUUUUUAUACGUAAUAUUUUUUUUCUCUUUAUAAACAUGACUUUAAACUCUGCUAGAAAGAUAGAUGACUGAUAAAUCUCUCACUGCGAUAUCGGUCAAAAAAAGAUGACUUUUCUGAAUUUUUUCUGAGGCUUGUUUAAUGCAAUUUGAGCAGUUGUUACCUAUCAAGAACUCAUUGGGCUUUUAGGAUCUGCACCAUUUUGUAGUUGGCAAGGUAUGUCAAUUCUGGGUACAGUGGUCUAUCAGAAUAAUGGACCCAUGGAUUUUCCUAUGAACUUGGUCUGCUCUGUUCUCGCAAAUCUUCCUUAUCUGUGAAAGAAUAUGGGUAUCACUCUUCAAUUCUUCUUUUCACAAGGCCCCAUUUUUGCUAGUGCUUCAGCAUUGCUGAGAAAAAAAAACAUUUCAAGAUCAGUGAAACUGUUCAGUUGCAUUGAGGCACAUGCUUAAGCACUCUGCUGAAUUGAAAUCUUUACCCUUUGCUACUGUGGCGAUACAUUCUGAUAUUACCUCUCUACAAAUAUUAAAGUAUGCAUUGUACUGAUCAUAUUCCCUAGUAUCAAGUCGCAUUUCUGUUUUUGGUGUGUUACAUACAUCUUGGUGUUGAUUGUUGCUUUGUGUUCUAGACUUAACACAAAGUUCACGGUAAGGCAUAGUACUAUAAUCUUUGUGAUGAAAUGGAAGGUUUGGAAGCAAUGUAGAUAUUAAAACAGUGACUUUGGGUGGGUUUAUGUAGGUUCUUUGGUUAAUGUUUGUUUCUUUUGUCUGUUUCUUUUUCUUCAUUUCUACACAUUCAUGCAGUAUGUCAUGGUUCUAACAAAGCAGCAGUAAAAAACUCUUGACGCAUGAAAAUUAACUGUUCUUUUCCCUGGUUCAGCCUGAACUAUAUACCAGGCCCUGCUGAAAAUACCACCCAACAGUUUUCUUCUGCAGCUUAUCCAGUUUCUCUUAAGUGCCCUGUACAUAUUGUAUGUUUUAUGAUGAGAUGCAGUUUUUUUUAAUGUCUUGCAGAAACGGUUCUGGUAUUUGCAAAUAUAUAGUACAGUUGUCUUAUUGAACUCUCUCACGUUGGGGGCUUGGGCACAUUAACAGAUUAAUCCAUAUGUAUAGGGCUUUUGCUGUUGGUUAAAAUAACAACAAUCAACAUUUACUGUUUGUCUCACGUUGGGCCUUUUGAAGGUUAUUCUUUGUUCAGGGGUAGGCAAUAAAAAUAGACACUUAGCAGACUACAAGCUGCAAAUCAGAAGUUUAUUCUGAAAGGGCAAUACUCAGCAGCAUUCUUGGUACAGUAACCAUAACACAGAGUGGAGCAUGUAUUUUACUGCACAGGUAAGAAUGUGUCACAUUUUAGGUGUUUACAUAAACACAUACACGCGGACACAUAUGCAGAACCUACAUUUGGACCUUUGUGGAGACCUUCAUAUCCAAAUGAGAAGUCAGCAAAAGCCCUACACUUUUUCUUACCUUCUCUUAAGUUUUACAAAAUUGUAUGGUAGGUGUAAAAGAAAUCAUAGUGAACUGUGCCAUAUUAUUAACCCCUAAAUCAAACUUUUUUUGUCUUGUGUAUCUUGAUUUUUCUGUGUGCUUUAUAGUGAAGCAGCCGACACGAGUCGUUGUUCAUAAAACAGCUUUUGAAAGUUGAGAGCACACCCCUGGAGAACCGACUGUGCUUGCUUACGUUUGGUUCAUGACUUAAAAAUCGAGUACAGGUGAUGAAAUCUUGGCAGUGUUAACAAAAAAGUAGUGUGUAUUGUGCUAUUUUUUAUUCUAGAACUUAACCUUUUGUAGAGAAAAAGGAACAAAUUUUCACACAUUCUGACAAACAAGUUAAUGAUAAAUUAUUAAGAGAGCAAACAUUGUAUUAUAGCCAACAUAAGUACUUUCAGCAAACUCAGAUGGUGUUUCAGGGAGACAUUUUCUGGGUGUAUUUGUGUGUGUUUUUUUUGUUUUUUGUUUUUAAAAGAAAAAAAAAAGAUAAAUUGGGGGUAACUUCUAAUGCAAAGUUGUCUCUCUGCAGGAGUUAUUCCUGAUGAGACUAAGGCUUUAUCUCUCCUGGCACCAGCUAAUGCUGUGGCAGGCCUUCUGCCGGGGGGUGGACUCCUGCCUACACCUAACCCGCUUUCUCAGAUCGGUGCUGUUCCUCUGGCUGCUUUAGGAGCUCCAACUCUAGAUCCAACUCUAGCUGCUCUAGGUCUUCCUGGGGCAAACUUAAACUCUCAGUCUCUUGCAGCAGAUCAACUAUUAAAACUUAUGAGCACAGUGGAUCCAAAGCUGAAUCAUGUAGCUGCAGGCCUUGUUUCACCAAGUCUGAAAACAGAUACCUCCAGUAAAGAAAUAGAAGAAGCCAUGAAACGUGUACGAGAAGCACAAUCCCUGAUUUCUGCUGCUAUAGAGCCAGAUAAAAAGGAUGAUAAAAGAAGGCAUUCCAGAUCCAGAUCGCGCUCAAGGAGGAGGAGAACACCUUCUUCUUCUAGACACAGACGGUCACGAAGUCGAUCAAGAAGACGGUCACAUUCAAAGUCAAGGAGCAGAAGACGAUCUAAAAGUCCUCGACGGCGGCGAUCUCACUCCAGAGAACGUAUUAAAAGGUCUAGGAGCACUUCCAAAACCAGGUGCUUGAAAACCAGAGACAAAAAGAAAGAAGAAAAGGAGAAGAAACGAUCUAAAACGCCACCCAAAAGCUACAGCACGGCCAGGCGAUCCAGAAGCACAAGCAGAGAAAGGCGCCGCAGAAGAAGCAGAAGUGGCUCCAGAUCACCUAAAAAGCCUAGGUCGCCUAAGAGAAAGGUGUCUAGAUCCCCUUCACCAAAAAGGCAUAAGAAAGAGAAGAAAAAAGACAAAGAUAAAGAGAGAAGCAGGGAUGAACGUGAAAGAUCAACCAGUAAAAAGAAAAAAAGCAAAGACAAAGACAAAGAGCGAGAGAGGAAAUCAGAAAGUGACAAAGAUGUCAAACAGGUCACAAGGGAUUAUGAUGAAGAAGAACAAGGCUACGAUAGUGAAAAAGAGAAAAAAGACGAAAAGGCAUCUGAUGCCACUUCUCCAAAGUUUAAGGAGUCCCCGGAGAAAGGGAGCGGUGAACCAAGGGAGUCCAAGGUCAAUGGAGAUGAUCAUCAUGAAGAGGAUAUGGAUAUGAGUGACUGAAUAUGCCUUUGCCAGGAAAACAAUUGGCCACAUGCAUCAGUGUCAUUCCUGUGUGAUUUCUUUAUGCUGUACUUGUUUAAUCUUCCAAACUAGAUGUAUACAGCUGUAACUAUAAAUGGUUGUAAAGCUCCUAAUAUUAAAUAAUUACAUCAAAAGUUUUAGAGGAAGUGGUAUCUGGGUUUCCAUUCUUGUUAUUGGCUAAAUUGAAUUGAGUAGCCCAGCAGUCCUUAACUAGCUUGGUGCUGCUUUUUUCCUUUUUGAGCAAAAAGCUGCAUGCAUCUUUGACAGGCAUGGACUGUUUGUGUUGUAUGAUCUUUUUAGUAAACCAGCUCACCUACAAUAGUGUUUCUAGAGUUUGAUUAUUUACAAUAAUAGAGCAAAAAUAGGGAAUGAACUGGCUGCAUGUUAACUGGCAGGAACAUCCUUAUCUCCUACAACAUGGUGGCCCGCUGAGGGCCUUCAGUAUCGAGAGAGAAACUAACAUUAGCUUCAUCUGGAAAGAAAUCGGAUAGAGGUAGAUAAUAUUUCUAGCCCUAUGGCUGAAUCUUUUUGUUGUGGAUUUGUUUGGCUUUGACAUGGUUGAAAUGCAUUAGUCUUUUUAAUGCCCAGCGUAAGGUAGGCUGAGUCUCAAUCCUUCUCAGGUGGGUGUUUGAUUUUUCACAAUUUGGACUUCUUGAGGUAAAAAAUAACAUUUCUGUAUUCUGCAGAAGAGACGGAGAAAGAUAACCUUGUGUAGUUUUUUAGAAGCUGCAUUUCAUUUUGAGUAUUAAAACUCUGCAACGAAAAAAA
Messenger RNA from Crotalus tigris (Tiger rattlesnake), 5675 nucleotides. RefSeq names its product serine and arginine rich splicing factor 11 (gene SRSF11). The transcript has 11 exons. NCBI's taxonomy places the organism in Eukaryota, Metazoa, Chordata, Lepidosauria, Squamata, Viperidae. The coding region runs from base 3741 to 4886 and encodes 381 amino acids. Gene Ontology annotation, cellular component: nucleoplasm. Gene Ontology annotation, molecular function: RNA binding. The record is from RefSeq and is a predicted model, not a curated record. Gene Ontology annotation, biological process: RNA splicing.